Molecule: messenger RNA, 3044 nt
Organism: Nothobranchius furzeri (turquoise killifish)
Lineage: Eukaryota; Metazoa; Chordata; Actinopteri; Cyprinodontiformes; Nothobranchiidae
Gene: aacs
Product: acetoacetyl-CoA synthetase
Biological process (GO): lipid metabolic process; positive regulation of insulin secretion
Molecular function (GO): acetoacetate-CoA ligase activity
Source: RefSeq, a predicted model, not a curated record
GCAUGUUGUCCCAUGCAGUUCAAACCAGGCAAGCUAGCCGUCUCGCUCACAAGAGUUAUCGGCUCCCCCUUCUAGGAGCAGCCGACCUUUGCUAGGAGCUCUACGGGCUUGUUUAUUAGUGUUUCGCAGCCGCCAGAAGGACGCAACAAGGAUGUCCAAAGACACGGAAGGGAAGAGCGAGAAAAUAAUGGAUAUGGACACCAAAGUGUUGUGGUAUCCGGACUCCAAGAGGAAUACACAGAUGGACAAGUUUAGGAUGCAGGUCAACGCGGACUACGGGCUUAAUCUGGUGAACUACAGCGACCUUUACCAGUGGUCAGUGGACAAUUACCCCGAGUUCUGGGCCCAGGUGUGGUGCUUCUGUGGAGUCGUCAGCUCCAAGACCUAUGAGGAGGUGAUAGACUCGUCCAAGCGAAUCUCAGAUGUCCCAGAGUGGUUUAAAGGGUCUCGACUCAACUACGCCGAGAAUCUGCUCAAACACGCUGACCAGGACAAGGUGGCUGUCUACGCUGCAAGAGAAGGCAAGGAGGAGGUUGUGAAGGUGACAUUUGGAGAGCUGAGGCGUGAUGUGGCGUUAUUUGCUGCAGCCAUGAGGAAGAUGGGCAUCCGGACUGGAGACAGGGUCGUAGGCUACCUUCCCAACGGCAUCCAUGCGCUAGAGGCCAUGUUAGCAGCCGCCAGCAUCGGAGCCAUUUGGAGCUCCACGUCUGUUGAUUUUGGAGUCAAUGGUGUCCUGGACCGGUUUUCACAAAUCCAGCCCAAACUGAUCUUCUCCGUCGCUGCCGUGGUUUACAACGGAAAAGUGCACGACCACAUGGAGAAGCUGACGAAUGUUGUUAAAGGCCUGCCUGACCUGAAUAAAGUAGUUGUGAUUCCCUACGUUCGCUCCAAACAGGAAACUGACCUCUCCAAAAUCCCCAACAGUGUGUUCAUCGAUGAUUUCCUGGCGUCUGGACGCGGUGAGGGGGACCAGUUCCCUCAGCUGGAGUUUGAGCAGCUUCCGUUCAACCAUCCUCUGUUCAUCAUGUACUCGUCUGGAACCACCGGUGCUCCUAAGUGCAUGGUCCACUCCGCUGGGGGCACUCUCAUCCAGCAUUUGAAAGAGCACAUUCUCCACGGCAAUAUGGCCACCAGUGAUGUCAUCAUUUAUUACACUACGACUGGCUGGAUGAUGUGGAACUGGCUGGUGUCUUCGCUGGCAGUUGGAGCCUCUGUGGUUUUAUAUGACGGUUCACCACUAAUGCCAACACCCAAUGUGCUAUGGGACCUGACCGACCAGCUGGGCAUCACUAUCUUUGGUACCGGGGCUAAGUGGCUGUCUGUGCUGCAGGAGAGGAACCUCAAACCUUCGGAAACACACAACCUGCAGUCCCUCCACACCAUCCUGUCCACAGGAUCUCCUCUCAAACCCCAGAGCUAUGACUACGUCUACCGAUGCAUCAAGAGCACCGUGCUGCUGGGCUCCAUCUCAGGUGGCACCGACAUUGUGUCGUGUUUCAUGGGUCAAAACCCAACGGUUCCGGUGCACCGGGGGGAAAUCCAGUCCAGAAAUCUUGGAAUGGCUGUAGAAGCCUGGAGCCUUGAUGGUAAGCCGGUUUGGGUAGAGAGUGGAGAACUCGUCUGCCUGAAACCCAUCCCCUGCCAACCGACUCACUUCUGGAAUGACGAGAACAGGAGCAAAUAUCAUAAAGCUUAUUUUUCAACAUUUCCUGGGGUGUGGGCCCACGGAGAUUACUGUAAAAUAAACCCCAAGACAGGAGGGAUAGUCAUGCUGGGCAGGAGUGAUGGUACCCUGAACCCCAACGGAGUCCGUUUUGGAAGCUCAGAGAUCUACAACAUUGUGGAGGCUUUCGAGGACGUGUCAGACAGCCUUUGUGUCCCUCAGUACAACGCCGACGGGGAAGAGAGGGUUAUUCUGUUCUUAAAGAUGGCGCCUGGGAAGCCCUUCGGUCCGGAGUUGGUGACAAAGAUCAAAGGAGCCAUCAGGAAAGCUUUGUCCGCCCGACACGUUCCCGCCUUGCUGCUGGAGACCAAAGACAUUCCAUACACCAUCAGCGGGAAGAAGGUGGAGGUGGCGGUGAAGCAGGUUAUUGCCGGUCGUGAGGUGGCCCAAAGAGGAGCGUUUUCCAACCCAGCUUCCCUGGACCUCUAUAAGAACAUUCCCGAGCUGCAAAACUAUUAGAGCUACUGGAGGAGAAUCAUCUUCUGACAUCAAGUUUAAGAUUUUUAAAAUCUUAAACUUGAUUUAGGAAGAUGUGCAAAACGGGAACAUUCUACUUGAACCGCAGCAGCAGAUAACAGAAAACAAAUGUUUAUCAAAAAUAAUGUGUGUGUGUGUGUUAAAAGCAGGGCAGCGGUCCGCAGCUCCCUCACCCGUACGCAGCAGCUCUCCGUCCGCCGUGUUGUCAAAGUGAAAGUUGAACAGAGAUGAACCGUUUGGGCGUGAUGCCACGUGCACAGCUGUGUUUGUGAAAGCGCUCAUGCUCCAAAUCUAGCGAUGAGGCAUUAAGUGCUUCGCUCUGGCUUUACAGUUUAGAUUUUUAUCAUCUUGUGAGACAUCGCUCCGCUUCACCUGCUUCUAAACCCAAGGCUGGUUCUGGUUCUGGUUCUGACAGUAAUCCAUGGAGACCUGCAGAUAACGGUCGUCACCGCCUCAUACCGCUUUACUGAUGUACGCGUCUGUGUGUGUGUGUGUGUGUGUGUGUAUAUUUAUAAAUAGAUGAACGUAUAUUUUUGAACGGUGAUUUUAAGUUUGUAAUUAUGCUUUUAAAGAUGGUUGUUCAAGUUUCCCAAAGUGACUCGAGGGUUCUAGAAGGUUCUUUUAAGGGUCUGCUGGACUGAACUGGUUAGAAAAACAAUAAUAGUAGCUGAUCUCUUCUUUAGUCAAAGCUAUAAUUUAGUCAUAUUUUCCUCUUUUUUAGUCAAAAUAAACUACUGAAUAAAAUGUUGCCGCAUUCAUUUGUUUAACCAUCACAGAGUUCAGUUUGUUUCCAAAUGAAUCUAAAAGAAAGUUCACCUCAUCAAUAAAAACCUGUUAAAUGUUU